CGAGUAUGAGGGUCAGGUGACAAUUGAAGCCGCACGACGGAAUCCUUAUACACAGAGAAAUUUAACAACUUUACAAGAUGCCGUACUGUGUUAUGCGUAGCAAUCUACCAAGCGAAAAACUGUCCGAUGAGUUUAUGAAAGAAAUGUCUGCGUUUUUGGCGAAAUUGCUAGAAAAGGACGAAAAGAGAGUGAUAGUUGCUAUUCAUAGUUGUCAGCGCAUUAUGAUUGCUGGAAGUUUGGAUCCGGCAAUUAUUAUGGAUCUAGAUGCAAUCGAUAGAUUUGGACCUGAAAAAAACCAAAAGUAUUCUGACGAAAUUUUCAAAUUUCUUGCUGAGAAAACUGGAUUAGGUUUUGAUAGGAUUAAAUUAAAGUUUUAUGAUUUACCUGCAUAUGAUGUUGGAGUAUAUUCCAAGGCAACACAAUAGUUGUUUGGGAAAUGGACGUGCACGAGAACAUGAUGUAAACUCACAAACUGUACCAAGGUGUAUAAUGAUUAUGUUUAGCAUUACUUUGCAAUAAAUGAACACUUUUUAGAUCCACAAUCAA
Molecule: messenger RNA, 546 nt
Organism: Saccoglossus kowalevskii
Lineage: Eukaryota; Metazoa; Hemichordata; Enteropneusta; Harrimaniidae
Product: macrophage migration inhibitory factor homolog 1-like
Molecular function (GO): phenylpyruvate tautomerase activity
Source: RefSeq, a predicted model, not a curated record